ACCGCCACCAGAAAGCAAAAGCCAUCGCUGUAGCUCACCAGUUGCCACCCGCCUCAGCUCCCACAUUCUCUUUCUCUCUCUACACAACUACUUCACCAGCACCCAUUCUCUCUCUCUCUCUCCCGAAUUCUCUCUCAACUGGAGGCGGAGGUCAUAAUGGAAGAAGAGCGAGCACUCAGAAGCAGCGCCAAUGGCGGUUCUUCUGUUCUUCGCUACCCCACUGUCAGCACCACUUUUACAAUCCCUUUAACUCGCUACACUACCCGUUUGAUUACCUCCGACCGCCACCGCGUCCUUUUGGCUGAUUGCGCCGACCCUCGACCGGACGCUGAAGAAGAUGAUGAUGACGAAGACGGCUCCAACGGAUUCAAUCACCGCUCCUUCUCCUACUCUAUGCCCAUUUUGGUUCUCGACGUUCUCUGGAAUUUGGCCUUUGUUCUUGUCUCCAUUGUUGUCCUCUUGUCCACGUUUCGUGAGCGCCCUUCCACCCCUUUGCGCCUUUGGAUUUCUGGGUAUGCCUUCCAAUGUCUUCUGCACAUUGGGUUUGUCUUCUUUGAGUACCAGAGGAGUAUCCUGCAUCAUGGCUUUGAGGACCCUGCGGCUCAUCGCAGCAUAAUGAAAAGGUUGGAGUCAAUGAAUACAAUGACAUCGUCGGUCUGGUGGGUCUUCGGAUUCUAUUGGAUUGUCAUGGGUGGCCACGCACUUCUCCAAGAUUCUCCCCGGCUUUAUUGGUUAACCGUGGUCUUUCUAGCAUUUGACUUGUUCUUUAUUCUCUUUUGUGUUGGGAUGGCAUUUGUUGUUUGCUUCUCUCUUUGUUGCUGCAUUCCAAUUGUAGCAUUUGCAUAUGCCAUGACUACCAGAGAAGGCGCCUCAGAUGAGGAUAUCAGGACUCUUCCCAAGUAUACAUUUCGUCAAGCUCCGGUAUUUGGGACAUUUAACAAAGAACAAAAACCUGUCGGAGCAAGAUUGGAGUUGGAUAAUGAUCACCACAUCAAAGAACUUGUUCUUCAUCCAGAGGAUUCUGAAUGUUGCAUUUGCCUUUCACAAUAUGAAGACGGGACGGAGCUCUAUACUCUUCCCUGCAACCACCAUUUCCAUUGUGGGUGCAUUGGCAAAUGGCUUCGGAUAAAGGCAACCUGCCCGCUCUGCAAGUCUAAUAUCCAUUGGGGCGAUACAUUGGUUUAACUAUCGGAACGAGCAACAAAUCCAGCUGAGAAUUUGAAAGUUAGGAUUUUCAAUUUCAGGUCAGAUGCUUGUUGAUCUCUGUCAACUAAUGCUUUUAGAAACAGGGAGGGUGGAGAGUAGGAAUUUAGCUGAUUCCAACCUUAGGGAGAUGUUUAGUUUCCUUAAACCCCAUCUGUGGACACAAUUUAAUCUGAAAAUUUAACUUUAUUUGUAUGUAAAUUGAUAGGAAAAGGUCCUUGUGCCUCUAAUUUAAUCUGCUAUAUGUGAAUUCUUCUGUG
Messenger RNA from Cucurbita pepo subsp. pepo (vegetable marrow), 1463 nucleotides. Its product is annotated as E3 ubiquitin-protein ligase At1g12760. Gene Ontology annotation, biological process: protein ubiquitination; ubiquitin-dependent protein catabolic process. The record is from RefSeq and is a predicted model, not a curated record. Gene Ontology annotation, cellular component: plant-type vacuole. Lineage: Eukaryota; Viridiplantae; Streptophyta; Magnoliopsida; Cucurbitales; Cucurbitaceae. Gene Ontology annotation, molecular function: ubiquitin protein ligase activity.